UUCCUGCCCCCCUCCCCGCAGCGAGGGUCUGUGCCCCAGCACCGCUGUCACACGUCAGGUGGGAUCUCUGCCGCUGCACGGGCUCGGCGUGGGGCGCAGGCAGCGCCGUGUCACCGCCGCAGAGGGACACGGAGGGGGCUGCCACCCGGCGAGGGAUGGGGACGAGGGGCCGCCUGGGGCUGCUGCUGCUGCUGACCCUGCCUUUGGCUGGGCCGGCGAGGAGCUGGCUCCAGCCAUCGAUUAUCGGGGGGCACGAGGCCAAACCCCACUCCAGGCCCUACAUGGUGUCCAUCCAGCUGAAGGGGAAUGGGUUCUGCGGGGGGGCCCUGCUGCACAAGCGCUGGGUGCUGACGGCCGCCCACUGCGUCCCUCAGGGGAAGAGGGACACGGUGACAGCGGUGGUGGGGCUGCACAGCCUGCAGGAUCACGGGGGACACACGCAGAGGUUCUCCAUCCGGGCAGCCUGUCCCCACCCUGGGUACGACCAGCAGACGCUGGAAAAUGACCUUCUCCUGCUCCAGCUGGAGGGGACGGUGAAGCAGAGCAGGACACGGCGGACCAUCAAGCUGAUGGGGCGGGAGCCGGCGGUGGGGGCCACCUGCAGCCUGGCGGGGUGGGGGGUCCUCAGGGACAGGAAGGUCUCCCCGAGGCUGCAGGAGCUGGAGGUGGAGGUGCUGGACCCACGGAUGUGCAACAACAGCCGCUUCUGGAACGGGGAGAUCGCCCCCACCAUGAUCUGCUUCCAGGGACGCCGGGGGGGGUCGGCACCCUCCAAGGUGAGGAGUUUUGGGAGGGAGGGGGGAGAAAUCCAAGGGAUUUGGACCGGGAGCAGCCGGACAGAAAGCUCUGCCCCCCGUGAGCGACCAUUCCUGGGCACGGGGGGCAGCGGGGAGGAUGCUCACCCCGAGCAGAGAGGUGAGAUGCCCCCCUCAGCCAUGGCGGGGGGUCCCUGGACCCCGUUCCCCACUGUCACCCCCCACCCAGGGUGACUCCGGGGGCCCUUUGGUGUGCGGGAAGCGGGCGGCGCUGGCCGGCGUCCUCUCCUUCAGUGGCCAGAACCCCACCGACCCGCUCAAGCCUCCGGUGGCCACCUCGGCCGUGAAACACAAGAAAUGGAU
Calidris pugnax (ruff) is the source of this 1118-nucleotide messenger RNA. Its product is annotated as granzyme M-like. The transcript has 5 exons. Gene Ontology annotation, molecular function: serine-type endopeptidase activity. NCBI's taxonomy places the organism in Eukaryota, Metazoa, Chordata, Aves, Charadriiformes, Scolopacidae. Bases 156 to 989 code for a protein of 277 amino acids. The record is from RefSeq and is a predicted model, not a curated record. Gene Ontology annotation, biological process: proteolysis.